GGCUUCACAACAUUUUCAGAUUUGAAGAAAAAAUGGCGGAAAAUAUGCAGCCGAAGUCUGACAGGAGCAGCCAGCCAGCAUCCCCCAACCCCACCCACAGUUCCCCAAACAGAGGGAGCCUGAUGAGGCAGCAGCACCUGGAUGUGAGUCUCAGCAGGUGUGUGGAGCCUGGAGGUCAGGGCCUCCUGCCAGGCAGCCCCAGUCCAGCCCCUCCCAGAGAGGGCCCAGCCCAGCUAGCUACAAGUAUCCCCGUGAGCCGGAGCAGCUCCGCAAGCUCUUCAUUGGUGGGCUGAGUUUCGAGACCACCGAUGAGUUUGCGGAACUAUUUUGAACGAUGGGGAUCCCUCUCAGAUUGUGUGGUGGCGGCUAUGGUGGAGGCCCCGGCGGGUAUGGUGACGGCAACCAGGGCUAUGGCGGAGGAGGUGGCAAUGGCAACCAGGGUGGCAGCUGUGGAGGAGGAUACAACAAUGACAGAGGCGGCGGUGGUGGUAACUACGGAGGUAGUAACUAUGGAGCUAACGGUGGCGGCAGCAGCACAGCUGGUGGUGGUGCUGGAGAUUACAAGGACUUUGGCAAUUACAGCAGCCAGUCGUUGUCGUCCAGCUACGGCCCAAUGAAAGGAGGUGGCAGCUAUGGCAGUGGAGGGGGCAGGAGCAGCGGCCCAUAUGUUGGUGGCAGCUACAUUACUUAGGUGAGGUGACCAGAAAAGAAGCAGCAGGUUUACCUCCUAUAUCUGCUCAGCCAAGCACUGCCACAUGAAGAGAUGUACAGUAGACAAGGAAAAAUAAUGUGGAAAGGGAAGGAGGAUACUGGGUGGGUCAAACCGUUCUUGUCAAAAUACUUCCCAGCAGGAUUAUAUGGUUUGGUUAUUUUUGAAGUGUAAAGCAUUCUGAGGUUUUAUGUAGGUAUUUUGAUUUCCCUGUACCGAUAGGGUGUUUUUAAAGGUUUAACUGCCACCAAAUCAAGAUCAAUAAACCGCUUUUCAGUUCAGUUUUUUUACAUGUUCUAAUUUUGGUUGAUGGGUUCCUGUUGAUUGUCUUACAUGAGAUGAGCACUCAACAGCUGAGUAGAUGGUACGAAGUGUUAUUGGAGAAUCAUCAAUGAUCAGAGUACUUACGCUAUGUUCAUAUUCAGUAUCAAAGCAGGUGUCAUUGUUUACAAAAGUUGAUUUUCAUUUAGAUUAUUUACCGCCAUGCCCUUGAUUUGAUUUGAUGGUGAAAAUAAAGGUCAAAGGCCUUUUUGCUUCGGGGCCGCCGAGUUGGUUUCUCCCCAUAAGAUUAGCAUUGUUGUCAAUGGACAAAAUAUGUUUUCUUAAAGGCUUCUCUGUUGGCUCAUAGCUUCACAAUCAAUUGGAGUCUAGUUUACACACACAACUUGACUAGCCAUUCAUUUGGAGGAGCCAGCUGAGAGGGAGAGAAGUAGCAAGAUCCCCGCCAGUGAAGCAGGGGGCAGCAGCAGUCUGAGUACAGAUGAUUGCUCUUGUAAGACUAGCGAGAGGUAGCUCGAGAAAGAAGGGGUAUUUUAUACCAUGCUGUUAGGUAAGAUAUUUUUGAUCAACUUGUAUGUGUAACACUCACCUUUUGUAUAUAUGUUAGCAGUCCAUGUCACCUCUCAGGGCAAAUGAACUAACAUGGACUCCAUAGGAGUUUUAUUCCAGCAAAAUUAUUUAUUCUUAGAAAAGGAGGGCUAUAGCAGUGUUUUGGGAUGCCAAAAUAACUGAAUGAUGCCAACCUUGACUGCUAUCCUUGUACCGUUGCAUUUAUGACAACAUACGUGGCCCAAUGUCCUCAACAUUUAUCACUAGAUCUGGCAUUUGUAGUGCAUAAAAAUCUAGAAUAAAAUCACUCAUUGCUUUAAUAAUGUUUAUGUACUUUCUCUAUUUCUCUUUUCAUUUUAAGGGCUGUAAGAUGUCUGCUCCAGUGCACCUAAUCUUGCACCUCUCAUCCCUACACCUGUACUGGGAUGACCGGCAGUUGCAGGACCAAUCUUGACACCAUGGGUAUGCUGGAUUAUUUAUUUUUACGUGUAGCCACCUCUGCUUGAUGUAUUGGCCACACAUCCGAUUAUUUAAAGAUGAGAUAUGCUUUGUGUGGCUAAACUAACUUUCUAAUUGUUUUAAUCUUUGUCUUUCAGUGUCAUUUUAAAUUAACAGAAGGGACACAACGGGAAUACUGAUGGACAGUUAUAUUUAAACUUUUGUACUA
Oncorhynchus gorbuscha (pink salmon) is the source of this 2204-nucleotide messenger RNA. RefSeq names its product heterogeneous nuclear ribonucleoprotein A2 homolog 1-like. The transcript is spliced from 6 exons. Bases 335 to 691 code for a protein of 118 amino acids. The record is from RefSeq and is a predicted model, not a curated record. NCBI's taxonomy places the organism in Eukaryota, Metazoa, Chordata, Actinopteri, Salmoniformes, Salmonidae.